Mercenaria mercenaria is the source of this 5179-nucleotide messenger RNA. RefSeq names its product rac guanine nucleotide exchange factor B-like. Lineage: Eukaryota; Metazoa; Mollusca; Bivalvia; Venerida; Veneridae. Gene Ontology annotation, molecular function: protein binding. The transcript is spliced from 6 exons. Bases 168 to 680 code for a protein of 170 amino acids. The record is from RefSeq and is a predicted model, not a curated record.
CCUGUCAUCCACUUUUUGUAAUAAAUGUUUUGUAGAUAUAGGUCUACAUUUGGGCACGGUAAGCAUUUACAGUGGAAUAAAAGUGCGCGUCUACAAAGGAUAUUAUUUGUGAAAUAUUUACUAAACUGUAGGACUAGGAAUACCUAAAUCUGCAUCAGAAAAUCGCAAUGGAAAAGGUACGCAUCGUUACCAUAGUUACAAUGAGUCUGGUUGUUAUGGCAACAUGUCGAUUUGAGAGUUAUGACAUUGAGGAGAAAGCUGGAACAGUGACACAAAUCAUCCACUGGUUGAAUGAUAUAUGCGGAGCAGAGCAUGAUCAAAUUACCGGCACGGACUGGAAAACUUUCAAUACACACUUAAAGGACGGUGUUAUGUUAUGCGUAUUAAUAAACAAGUUGCUAGAAGCUGAUGGUAAAAGCCUUGUACCGAUUCAGAAGGGUGCAAAGUCACCAUUUUUUGCAGUGGAUAAUAUCAAGAACUUUAACAAAGGAUGUAUUGACUAUGGUAUGGCAGAAGAGCUUACGUUUCAAACAGGUGAUUUAUUGGAUCUUAAAAAAGACAAGUUCAUCAAUGUAUUACAUUGCCUCCACAAUCUAGGGUUGAUUGCAAACUCGAAGCGAAAUCAGCUACGGUACAGUGGGGAAAUGUCGAAUACAACAGAAAUGGAUUACUUCGCGUGAUUUUGAUCAAGUGAUCUUCAUAUUUCCAGUGACAUGAUCAAUAUAUCGCUCUGUAUUUCUGCCCUUUUUGGAUCGAUUGUCUCGCAAUCGAUCCAAAGUUAACAAUGCAGAAAUUUCCUUACUGCAAACCGAACAAAAUAGUGCGGAAAGUAGUUCCAUGCCAUAGAAUAGGUCAACCAUCAGAAUUUAAUUAUUCUGGGACGACUGUAUUUUCAGCUGUCGAACAUCCAAAACAAGAAAUUCUUAACGUAUUUUCCAAGUUUUAUUACAUACAUUUCUGAUGUGAAUUUCUGACUGCAGUGACAAAUUAAUGCGCGAAAACUAGGUCACUGACAAACCUACGAUGCCAGUUUUGUUUACAGCACAAACGGAUCCUUAGAUGUUGUUUAAAGGUUACAGCUAACCUAGAAGAGUCUUUUCUGUAGCGAUUUUGAUCGAUACAAUUUUAGUGAACUGAAAAAAAGUCCGAGAUAGCAAGGAAAACAGCUGUAGUUCGAUUCGUCUUUAAAAAGUUACCUCCCUUUGUUUCAUUUACGUCCUUUGCAUUCAUGUCAGAAAUACAUUUUUCCACGAACAAAAACAGGUUAAUAUCUCAUUCCAACUUUUCAGUCAUAAUUUUAUUGUACAACAGACAUGCUGAUUUAAUAUGUAAAUGCUCUAGACUCUGCUGUAGUUCGUUAAUAUCUGUUUAUGCAGGAUGAAGGCGUAAUUUCGCCCCAGUCAGUUCGUCCCCAAUUUUAAUGUGUUGUAAUUUGGUUAGAGAUACUACUUAAUAUACAAUUAGUACCAUGUACGUAUUAUGUACUGUAAAGCAAGUGUAUAAAGUAAUUGCUGGUAAAAUUGAUGAUUUGUUGUUAUCACGAUUUUGUGUGAAUGUGUUAUUUAUAAUUCUGAUAAUUACAAGUCAUGAGCACACUCCAUGCCUUAUUUACUAAAGCAAAGAGCUAUAAAAAUAAAUAGAUCGGCAACUUGAAAGCCAUAUAGAACAAAUCUUGCCAACAUCCUGUGACUACUGAAUGAGAUCUCGUUGUAAGCAUCUGUUGAUCACUAUUAACUGAGUGGACAAACGCUUUGAAAUUAGAUUAAUUUCGGAUGUUUGUUUACAAUGUUAAUGAUGUUAUUUUAUUGUUAUUAGUAUUUUCUACAUGGGGAAGGAAUGAACUUAUGACUGGAACUGUCUGGCAAAUCAACAGUUGAUUGUUUGAAAAAUAGACUCGAUUCGGUUUAUUAGGGCCAGGCGCACUGUUUGUUUUAUACUUCAUGAAGGUAAGCGUCUGUUGAUUUGAUCACAAUUGAUCAAGUUGGCAAACGCUUUGAAAUAAGAUAACGCGCUAACAUGCGAUGAUGCGGAAGUAUCUCCAGUGCCAUUCUUUGUAUUUUAUAGUCCUUUGACUGAAGGAAACGUUAAUUUUUUCAUCAAUCAGUUCCGAGACAAAUAUGAAUUUAAGAAAUUUUAGCAUCUGAUCAUGGUGUACAAAUUGCUAAUUAUAUAUUUUAUCAUUGGAAGUGUCUUGUCAUCUGGUAACUGGAUGUCUACUACUCACUGAGCCCGAGUUCUAGGCAUUCAGUAGUCAAACUAAUUUGACGUUGUCCUCAGAAAUAUUGAGAUAUUUUUUCAUAUGGGCAAUAUAUCCCCAAUCGCGUCAAACACUCGAAAGACCAAAAUAGUUGAAGCGAUUUCCAAUGAAACUUUCAUCGCUGCUGACACUUCACACUCCACUGGUCCAGUGCCUAAAUCCGGACACUUUUGGAGGUUUUAUGACGAUAUCUUUGCAUUCCGAAACCGCUAGUGCAUCACAUUUCAAAUGUAUAAUUUUAGGUUCUUUAUGUAGUACAACAUGCAUGUUAUAUCCAAUUUUGAGGUGUAUUUUGACCUAUGGUAAGGAUUUUUGUGUGGACUUAUAAUUUUUUUUUUAAGAUUUACUUCCCUUUGUUGUUACUACAAAUAACUUAUAUUGUAACUUUUUGCAAUCUUUUUUUUAUUUGGCAUAAUGUUUGCCUCAAUGCAACAGAGUGUCAUGUGCAGUUCCCAGUCCUUUUGACAGAGCUGACGAGCUCGACAUGUUGCCCGUGGGCAUCUAAUAUAACAGAAAUCGGUUAAAUUUCUUAAAUAAAUACUGAGGGUUGUACAGAAUUGUAAAGCAUGUUGUUACAUUUAGUUUUGAUCAACUAAGAAAAAGCGUCGUCUGCAACAGGCAUAGUACCUCAUCGCACCUCAAAUAACUGGCGUGCGCUGUAUGGCGUCAUCUCCUAAGACACACAAUGUUUACUUUUGGCGGCGUGGAUAUUUGAAGGUAAUUUUCUCUGGAAAUACUUAAAUUUACACAUUGUUAUUGACAACUGGGCAUCAAAGUGUUUGUCUGCUUCGAUCAUGUUCAUUCCAGUAAAAAAUCACGAUCCUAAGCGUUUUGUGACGGUGUCCGAAUUAUUAAGCACCGUCCGAUUUAAGGCACUGGACCAGUAUAGGUUUAAAUGCCAAUUAGUUUCACGGAAUUGGCAAUAAAUUCAAAUGCAACUUACAUUUAUCAAAAGGGGAUUGAAUUCCUGCUUGAUUUAUGUAAAAGUUAUCAAAUAAUAUUCAAAAUUACAAAUGUUCUGGUGAUUUAAACCUAUGUAUGUGCUGUACACGAUUAACAUCUACUGUUACUUCACAAGUGAAUUAGGCCUAAAAAAUUCUUUGUUUCCGGUAACAUGCUAAAAAAAAUAGGGUAGGUAAUUCGGAUUUUUUGUUUUUGUUUUUUAUUUGUCAUAGAGACUUUUUUGUUAAAAAAAUGAAAACAAAUAAGAGGGUAAUGCCUUAAGAGCAUCAGUAAGUUGAUUACCAACAUCACUGGCCAUAUUUGAAGCUUAAAAAGUGCAGUUUUGCAUCUUUUUAGCUCACCUGUCAUAUAGUGACAAGGUGAGCUUUUGUGAUCACCCUUCGUCCGUCAUCAGUCCGUGCGUGCGUGCGUCCGUCCGUCAACAAUUUCUUGUCUGCAUGAUAGUGGUUUCAUUUAUAAUUUUAUUUUAACCAAACUUGCACACAACUUGUAUCACCAUAAGAUCACGGUUCCUUUCUUGAACUGGCCAGAUCCCAUUAUGGGUUCUAGAGUUAUGGACCCUGAAAGAGCCAAAAUUAGCUAAUUUGACCUUGUCUGCACAAUAGCAACUUAAUUUAUGAUUUGAUUUUUACCAAACUGGCACAUAACUUGUAUCACCAUAAGAUCUUGGUUCCUUUCUUGAACUGGCCAGGUUCCGUUAUGGGUUCCAGAGUUAUGGCCCCUGAAAAGGCCAGAAUUAGCUAUUUUGACCUUGUCUGCACAAUAGCAGCGUCAUUUAUGAUUUUAUUUUAACCAAACUUGCACACAACUUGUAUCACCAUAAGAUCUCGGUUCCUUUCUUGAACUGGCGAGAUUCCGUUAUGGGUUCCAGAGUGAUGGCCCCUGAAAGGGCCAGAAUUAGCUAUUUUGACCUUGUCUGCACAAUAGCAGCUUCAUUUAUGAUUUGAAUUUAAUCAAAGAAUUAUAAAAUAAACAUAUCGGCAACUUGAAAGGCAUAUAGAGCAAAUCUCGCCAACAUCCCGUGACAACUGAAUGAGAUCUCGUUGUAAGCGUCUGUUGAUCAUGAUUGAUCAAGUCAGCAAACACUUUGAAAUAAGGUUACUUUCGGAUCAUUUGUUUAUCAUGAUAAUAGUGCAUUUUUAAUGUUAUUAGUAUUUUCUACACGGGGAAGGAAUGAAUUUAUGAUUGAAAGCCUGAGAAAUCAACAGUUUUUAUUUGAAAAAGGACUCAAAUUGGUUUAUUACGUGCCGGGCGUACCACCAGUUUUAUACUUCUGUAAGCGUCUGUUGAUUUGAUCAUGAUUGAUCAAGUCUGCAAACGCUUUGCAUAAAAAGUGACUAAAAAGGAAAUGUAAAAACUAUAGUGUAACACUCACACAUUUUUAUCAGUAUGUUUAUUUUUUCCAAAUUUGAAUCACGUGAGUAUUAUAGCUGCUAAGACAAAAAGUACGUUUAACAUAAUAUUACCUGUUGUGCAAGCUUUGAAUUUUCAGUUCAGUUUUGUUAAAAUCUACUUCUCAGUUACCAUUCAAGAUACUGCUGUGAUAGGUCAUAGGAUGGUGAAAUAUGAUUACUGAAUGCAAAAGGCAAGUCGUCCAUUCCUAUAUCAAAAGUGAAGUUCACAAAUAUGGUUUAAUGUCAAACUUCGUGUGCAUUUAUACACUAAAGGUUCCCCUGAUAUUUACACAUAAUGUGUACAAUCUGUGUUGUUCAGAGACAAUCGAUCCUACAGUACUUUCAGUGCUUUGAUUAUACCUUCAGUUACAUAUUUUUAUCAGCUGCACUUUUUUGCAACUACAUCAAGAUGUAAACAAUUUUGUGAUGUUCUGUCUAGUAUUUUAAUUUGUUUCGUUUCCGUAGAAGCUGCUGUUUCUAAUUAACCCUUUAUACUAUCUGUUUUUGUUAACCGACCUUUCAUGUUAAUUAAAUUGCUUACAAAAAAAAAAUAUUCAUUUCAUCA